Messenger RNA from Xenopus tropicalis (tropical clawed frog), 2591 nucleotides. RefSeq names its product potassium channel, two pore domain subfamily K, member 2 (gene kcnk2). Gene Ontology annotation, biological process: potassium ion transmembrane transport. The record is from RefSeq and is a predicted model, not a curated record. Bases 478 to 1716 code for a protein of 412 amino acids. Lineage: Eukaryota; Metazoa; Chordata; Amphibia; Anura; Pipidae. The transcript has 7 exons. Gene Ontology annotation, cellular component: plasma membrane; membrane. Gene Ontology annotation, molecular function: potassium channel activity.
AGAUGGGCUGGAAGUCUGUGCUGGAUGCUACAUGGGCUGGAACAUUGAGUCUGUAGAGACCAGCGCUGAGACUGAAACACACUGAGAUUGCUGAGCUGAUCUGCCUCCUUCCCCUGUUACAUAACUGCCCCCCCAACCCUGUACCUGCCUCUCCCCUGCCCCUCCCCAUUGUGCCCCUUAUUCCCUCUCAUGUGGCCAAAGUAGACUUGUCCUUCUCAUUGCCUCCCCCAUUCACUCUUCCCUUAUCCCUCUAUUCUGAGCUGCACAUUUCCCUUCUUUUACUUACCCUUUCCAUCACUCCUCCCUUUUUUAUUCCUCCUAAGGGGAGACUAACCCUGUGGAUUAUCACCAUUAUCUAUUUUUAAUAUUAGACUUUUUUUUUUUUAAACAACCAUUCGUUUAUUCCUGAACUCAAUAGCAGCCCCAUCAUCAAACAAUGUCUUGCUGUCCAGGAAAGAAGCUGCACAGAUCGUGGAAAUGAUGGCGGCACCAGAUUUACUGGAUCCUAAAUCAGCAACACAGAACUCAAAGCCAAGAUUAUCCUUCUCUGCGAAGCCAGCCGUGGUGUCCACCAGGGACAACAGGGAAAUAACAAUGAAUGUAAUGAAAUGGAAAACAGUAUCGACGGUUUUUCUGGUCGUGGUUCUCUAUCUCAUAAUAGGCGCCACGGUGUUCAAAGCGCUGGAGCAGCCACAUGAGAGUGCCCAGAGAACCACCAUCGUCAUUCAGAAGAACAAUUUCAUCUUGAACCACUCAUGUGUCAACGUCACAGAACUGGACGAACUCAUUCAGCAACUUAUGGCAGCUAUUAAUGCGGGGAUCAUACCUAUAGGAAAUACCUCCCAUCAGAACAGCCACUGGGAUUUGGGAAGCUCUUUUUUCUUCGCUGGCACCGUUAUUACUACUAUAGGUUUUGGAAAUAUUUCCCCACGCACAAAAGGUGGAAAAAUAUUCUGUAUUAUUUAUGCCUUAUUAGGAAUUCCGUUGUUUGGAUUUCUCUUGGCCGGUGUCGGAGAUCAACUAGGGACCAUCUUUGGCAAAGGAAUCGCCCGAGUUGAGGAUAUGUUUGAAAAGUGGAAUGUAAGUCAGACGAAAAUCCGCAUCAUAUCGACUGUAAUAUUCAUCCUGUUUGGCUGCAUCCUGUUUGUCGCUAUUCCAGCUGUCAUCUUCCAACACAUAGAAGACUGGCAUACGCUGGAUGCCUUCUACUUUGUGGUUAUCACGCUAACCACAAUCGGAUUUGGGGACUAUGUCGCCGGUGGAUCAGAUAUAGAAUAUUUGGACUUUUACAAACCUGUUGUAUGGUUUUGGAUCUUAGUAGGACUCGCUUACUUUGCCGCAGUGCUCAGCAUGAUUAGUGAUUGGCUUAGAGUCAUCUCCAGGAAGACAAAGGAAGAGGUGGGGGAAUUCAGAGCCCACGCUGCUGAAUGGACCGCCAACGUGACAGCCGAAUUCAAAGAAACACGGCGGCGCUUAAGCGUGGAGAUCUACGACAAGUUCCAGCGGGCGACAUCCAUUAAGCGGAAGCUUUCUGCAGAACUUGCCAUGACCUCUAAUCCAGAAAUGACUCCGUGCAAGAGAACCUUGUCAGUCAAUCAUCUCUCCAAUGACAAAGAGUUAUUUUCGCCUAUGACCAAAUGCGAGAGUAUUUACCUUAACGGCUUGACGCCACACUCGGCCAACGAUGAAAUCGCCAUCAUUGAGAACUUUAAGUAACAUCUGAUCCAUCUGAGAGGCUUCCAUGGCCACGAUUAAAGACUACCAGCAUUAAACUCUGCAUGAACUCAGUACAUAUAGGGACGAGGAGACACUGUUAUAUAAAUAUAUCAUGUAAUAUAAUGUAUAGCGCUUUAGUGAAAACCAUACGGAAUUACUACUGAAUCCAACAAGGUCUGAUGCCUUUAGGUGCCCAGACUGUUUUAUUUCUUUUUCUAAUGUGCCAUAACGUAUACAAAGUUAUAGGAUAUAUUGAAUAUAUUGUUAAUACUUUUUGGUAUGACUACAGAGGAAUAAUAGCGAAUGUUCCGGAUACGAGCGGCCAGAAGAAUGCGCAGUUCAAAGACGCCGUUUUUAUAAAAGCUGAAAUGAUUGCGAUGCAGCCUUUACCUAAGAAACUGUUAUCAGUGCCUUAUAUUCUAAAAGACACAAAACCUCCUUACCUGUUACAUGUUUGUCUCUUUCCCACUUUCCCUUUUGACCUAAGGAAUGUAUUUCGUUACAUUUUUUUUUCAUUUUAGAAAAUGAUUUGAAUUCAUUCAUUAAAUUAAUUGAAAUAAAUUAAAUUAAUGACUAAUUAAAUAAAUGAAAUUUGCAAAAAGCUCUAGAGAAAUAAGAAGUAAAAUUUGAGGAGAACUGGGUGGGUUUUUUUUUUUAGUUGCAAGGGAAAGCAUCUGGUUCCCAUUAGGGAUGUAACGAACCUCAAAAAAAAAAGUUUGCGAACGCGAACUUAUGCCAAAAAGCGCGAAUAUUCGCGAACUUUGCGAACCCCAUAGACUUCAAUGGGAAUGCAAACUUUAAAACCUAGAAAAGUCAUUUCUGGCCGGAAAACUGAUUUUAAAGUUGUAUAAAGGGUGCCACGACCUGGACAGGGG